Monomorium pharaonis (pharaoh ant) is the source of this 4803-nucleotide messenger RNA. Its product is annotated as ankyrin repeat domain-containing protein 13C. Gene Ontology annotation, cellular component: cytoplasm. The record is from RefSeq and is a predicted model, not a curated record. Bases 1086 to 2411 code for a protein of 441 amino acids. Lineage: Eukaryota; Metazoa; Arthropoda; Insecta; Hymenoptera; Formicidae. The transcript has 9 exons. Gene Ontology annotation, molecular function: protein binding.
UUACUUCGUCGUUUACUGUGGCUCGAGGGGCAAUCGUUUAGCUAACCCAAUCCAGAAUAAUCUUAAACCAACCGACACCGGUAUCGGCCGUUUUGUUCAUCCGUCCGGCGAACGCCCGCGUCCUCUCGCCUAUUUUAAAAUGAGUGUAGGCGGUGAUAUCGAACGGGGAUUUUCCCGAGGUUCGUCCCGCAGACGCGAACACCCGUCCGCAGGCGUAACGUGGGUGACAUGAAGCGUGCUGAAAAAGGGAAAAAAAAGGUACACAUUGGUACACACGCGGCCGACACCGCCGAAGACGCCGAGAAGCCUCCUCGUGCUUAGCACCCACACAUACACACACACACACACACACACACACACACACACACACACACACACACACACACACACUUGUCGUCCACUCGUCCCUCUAUUGGCUUCGUUCGGCGAACGCCAUAUUAUUACGAGCCGGACGAGCAGAAUAGCGGAUGAGCUCCGAUGAGCUCCUCGUCUCUCAAGCGGAGCGGAUUCGCGAGCGUAACGGGACUCGCGCCAGGAAGUGACGGUGGAGAGUAAAGAAUUCCUCUCCCCUCCCCCCUUCGACCUGUCAUCGUUCGUUGUCGCAGCGACGGACACGCUGCCAAGGUGACAUCCUGGCCUCCCGGGGAGAAGGAGCGGUUAGGCCUCGAGGUGUACGUGCCGUGAUACGUUUAAUUCCGCGCGAGCACGCGUCAUAAUGCCGAAUGCGGGGACGACGGAGAGUUCGAGCUUACGGAAGAAUCGUCGUUUAACGUGAGGAAGUUGCGAUAGAGGUGGAGGUAAGGUACAGGGCGAGAAAGAGAAGGAGCGCGCGCGCGAGAAAGAGAGAGAGAAAGAGAGACAGAAGUAUGACGAUUACGUAGAGGUGUCAGGUCAGAAAGGUACGAUCAGCAAUGUCGAGCCGCGAGCUCGCGCCAGGAAGGCGCGGGAGCGCGCGUGGCGGCGCGCCGCGACGCCUAUAACGCGGAUGUCGCGUGCGUGAUGAACGUCGUCGUCGUCGUCGUCGUCGGGUCGAGUGCGUACGGCUGCUCCUCUGCUGCUGCUGCUGUUGCUGCACAACCUCUCAGAUGCCGAUGACCAUGGCGCAGGAGGGCGACAAGUAUCCGCUUCACAGAUGCAUCUUUCAGGGGGAUGUGAAGGCGCUGAACCUCCUGAUCAAGAAGCACGACAUUGCCGGGAAGGAUAAGCAAGGGAAUACACCUUUGCAUUUAGCUGUGAUGUUAGGAAGAAAAGCAUGUGUUCAAUUACUGCUUGCACAUGGAGCACCUGUAAAGGUGAAGAAUUUAGCUGGUUGGAGUCCAUUGGCAGAAGCAGUCAGUUAUGGAGAUAGAUCAACCAUAUCAGCUUUAGUACGUAAAUUAAAGGAACAAGCGAGAGAGCAGAUGGAAGAAAGGAGGCCGAAUUUAGUUGCUGCGUUGCAUCAAAUGGGCGAUUUUUAUAUGGAAUUAAAAUGGGAUUUUCAAAGUUGGGUACCAUUAGUUUCGAGAGUGUUGCCGUCGGAUAUAUGUAAGAUCCACAAAAGUGGAGCUUCGAUUAGGAUGGAUACGACUCUUGUAGAUUUUAAUGAUAUGAGGUGGGAGAGGGGUGACAUAUCUUUCAUUUUCAAUGGUGAUCAAAAGCCUAGCCAUUCAUUGACUGUCCUCGACAAUAAAGCCAAACUUUUCCAAAGAGUGAGAUAUGAGGAAACAGAGCUGGAGAUAGAGGAUGAAGUUGAUAUUCUUAUGUCUAGUGAUAUUAUGGCAGCACAAAUGUCUACUAAAAGUAUCACAUUUUCUAGAGCACAAACAGGAUGGAUUUUUAGAGAGGACAAAAGGGAAAUGGUGGGCGCUUUUCAUGCUGACUUUUAUCAAAUUAAUGGCAUGGUACUGGAAAGUAGAAAACGUCGUGAGCAUUUAAGCGAGGAGGAUCUUCAAAAAAAUAAAGCUAUUAUGGAAUCUCUUAUUAAAGGCAGCUCUCAAGGAUUUAAAAAUGGCGAGACACCUAUGAGAAGAGCAUCGUUGAAUCCUCCUCCAGAAUCGAAUAUAACAUGGGACGAAUACAUUGUUGCGCCACCUGGUCAGUGUCCACUUCUAGGAAGAAAUCUUGUCUACAAGGAAAGUAGUAAAUCUUUUAAAGCCACUGUGGCGAUGAGUCCAGAUUUUCCUCUCACCGUCGAUAUGCUACUCAAUGUUCUGGAAGUGAUCACGCCGUUCAAGCAUCUAAGCAAGCUGCGCCAAUUCGUACUUAUGAAGUUGCCUCCUGGAUUCCCAGUUAAGAUCGACAUACCGAUUCUGCCUACAGUCACUGCUAAAAUAACUUUUCAAGAGUUUGCCUUCCGAAACGACAUAGAUCCAGAAUUGUUCCAAGUGCCAUCCGACUACUUUGAAGACCCAAUGAGAUUUCCAGACUUAUGACGCUUCGGCAUCUUAAUAUUAAUCAAGAUCCAGCCUAGUUGGGGUCUUUUUUCUUCUAUGCUAGGGGACAAUCUGGUUUUUGUGAUUUCAGCCAGUCUGGAAAGCAUCUGUGCGAGCUGUUACGUUGUUCAUUGAAUAACUUGUCAUAAUUUGAUCACAUCUAACACAGCGAAUAGUGUCGAAUAUUUACGAUGGAAUGUUCGAUAAUGAAAUAAAACUAUAAGAAAUAAAUUUGCACUAAAAUGAGAGAGAGAGAGAGAGAGAGAGAGAGAGAGAGAGAGGGGGGGGGGGGGAAGAGAGAGCGAAAGAGAGAAACUCUCAUACAAUUUAAUACCUAACUCAAUCACAUUUACUACUUGAUUUGCGAAGCAUGUUAAUGUUUAUAGAAAUAAAGAUCAAUCGUACUGUUGUGCUGCACUCGAAAAAGUAUGUACGUACGAUGAGUGAUAUAAUCCGAUAUUUCAAAACAUCACAGAAUUCCCAUCUUUUGACUCUGUGUUUGAGAAUUCAUGAUUUUUCAAAAAGUCUUUCUUAAACCCAUGUGAGAUCAUGCGUUAGGAAUUAAGAACCGCAAACUAGAGAUUGGACUCAAUCGAAAUAAAGCGAACUAAAGAUUAAAGUCAUCUGGUGAAAAUAUUAAUCUCUAAUUCGCAAUUCUUAAUUUUUAGCGCUUGAUCUGACCAACGGUCUUUACGAUUCUCGGCCUGUUAUUGCUAGCAUGUAGGAUUAUUGGAUUAGGAAAACUGUCGUAUGCAUUUUAUUUCUGCAAUGUAUACAAAUUCUUCCUGACAGUGACAGCUAAAAGAAAAAAAUAACUUUGAUAAACCAUAAAUAUGUUUUUGUUAUGAUUUUUCAUUACAUCUUAUCCAACGUGAUUGCAGUGAUGGGCCGAAGGGCUUAAUAAUCAAUCAGAGUAGACUAGAUAAUGAAUAUUGCUAUAUUUGUAUUCUACACUUUUCGCGAAUUAUCAUAACUAUCUACUCUAAUCGGCGAAGAUAACUUCAUACUUCAUUUCUUCGCUAUUCUCUCGAGCAAUAUGUAUUUUUACUAUCAAAAUUUCAUAUAUAUUAUAGCAUCCAAUUGGUCGUAAAACAAUAUUAGUCUAAAGUAUAUUUUAUUUUUCAGUAUUACCUGUUUAUAAUUAUGUAGUUUAUAUUAUAUUGAAUUGUAACAUUUCUGUUUUUAGUACAAACACUGUUUUUAAUGGAGUCGGCUUUUUAACCUUGCAUGAAUCAAUACAUAAAAUCAUCUUUAAAUAUAACGAUUCGUACUCAUACUGCAUUCAGUACUAAUUGUCGUUUUACAUCAUUCUAAAUGUUACAACUGUGAGAAAUAUCUGAAUUAUAUCUGCAGAUUUCAAUUUUUUGGAGUUGAUUAGACUUUUUAAGUGAAAAUUUGAUCAUAUGGCAUUCUUAGCCUUUUAAUAUUUUUUAUAUUUUGAUACUGAAGUGUUAUAUAAGUACUAAAGAAAUAAAUAAUUUAAGUUCACACAAAUUAUAUGAAAAUAGGAGUUUGAUAUCUGUUUGUAUCCAUGAAACUUAAAAUUCACGAAAAAUGGCUCGAUAAAGAGAAGUAUUUCCAUAUCUGCAUUUACAAAGUAAAUCUCUCUGCGCCUUAUAAUAGAAUAAGGUUCACGUUUAAUUCCAUAUUCAACGUCGUUUCAAACUUUAUACAUGCAGGUUUUUCAGCAUUUUAUAUACACCUAAGGUCAUUAAUAUCCUAAAACCAGCGAUCGGAUUUAGACGCAACUUUUGAUCUGAUUUUCGCUUACUGUACUCUGCUUACCGCUCGUGUCCUGAUGACGUUGGACACGUUUAAAGUUAAGCUAACUUGUAUAAAAAAUUGUGCAAUUAUAAAAUUGUUAUAAUCAUGACUUUUGUUACGAUUACUCUCUCAAUGCGGAGCAUUGAGCUUUAAUUGUGUACGAUCGGUAGCUUGUUGUUUUACUGGAGCGAUCAAAAUGAGGGGCAUCCGACCACUACCUUAAGACAUGUAUUUAAGGAGUGCACUUACAUUUUCUAUAUAUUUCACUGAACAGACACCUUAAUUCAUACAUUUAAAGCAUCGAUGACCCCGGAUGCAUAUUGCGUUAUGAUUAAUGUCGUUACGCGAAGAAUGCGCAAGUAUGAGUGCGAGUUGAUUUUCCUCGCUACCGAAUGACUCGAAUAAUCACAAUGAGACCUAGCCCGAUGAUGUUUUUUUGUGAUGUUAUGGAUUUUUCAGUGAAUAGACACUGAUUUUGAAAUAAAUAAGAGUGGAAUUUUUUGCCUGUUAUUCAAUUGUACAAAUUCUGUUGUUUUAUUUGUUAAUUAUUAAUAUACAUUAUAUAUUAAUAUAGAUUUGCAAUUAGGUUUUGGUUGUAUAUAUGAAAUAAAAAAACGUAAAAUAUCAA